AUGGCGCCCUCCUCAACAGUAGUGUCCAAGCUGAAGGUCCAGCUAAAGCUCUCCAUCGCGCGGCUCCGAAUGGUACAACAAAAAGAUGAAGCAGUAUCCAAACAACAACGAAGGGCCAUGGCCCAACUUCUCGAAGUAGGCAAGAUAGAAUCGGCCAAGAUCCGCGUCGAGAACAUCAUAAGAUCCGACAUCACCACCGAACUCCACGAGAUCCUCGAGCUGUACUGCGAACUCCUGCUCGCGCGGACGGGAUUGAUGGAAGGCCCAGUAUGCGACGCGGGUCUCGAGGAGGCUGUGAAGAGUCUGAUAUAUGCCGGCCCCAGAACGGAUGUUAAGGAGUUACAGCAGGUCAGGGCUUUACUGAUGGAGAAAUACGGGAAGGAGUUUGCGCUGGCGGCGAUGGAGAAUAGUGAUGAGAAGGUAUCUGAGAAGGUACUGAAGAAGCUUACGGUUACGCCGCCGGCGGAGGAACUGGUAAAUGGGUAUUUAGAGGAGAUUGCGAGGACAUAUGGGGUUGACUGGCCGAAGAAACCGAAGGAGGAGUUGGGUGAUCCCCCGGAUUAUAUUGACGACGAUGAUGAGGAUAAUCCUAGUGGUGGACAGGCGCAGAAGGAGUUGGAGACACCGCUUGCGGCUGGUGAAGGGAAACAGGCUGAGGAAAGGGAGGCUUUGAGUAAAGCUACACCGCCUAGGAAUUUUGGUCCGAGCAGUCCGUUGCGAGUCAAUCCACCAAGUCCAAGUACGGACAAUCUUCAUCCUAGGGUGAAGGGGACUUUAGACCUGAAACCAAAGGCUUCAGCGGCGAAGACAGGGACCCAAAGUAAGGGUCCUGUUGGUGGUACGAUACCGAAUGUGGAUGAAUUAGCGAAGCGUUUUGCGGCUUUAAAGAAAUGA
Messenger RNA from Glarea lozoyensis ATCC 20868, 894 nucleotides. RefSeq lists its product as uncharacterized. Lineage: Eukaryota; Fungi; Ascomycota; Leotiomycetes; Helotiales; Helotiaceae. Bases 1 to 894 code for a protein of 297 amino acids. The transcript has 2 exons. The record is from RefSeq and is a predicted model, not a curated record. Gene Ontology annotation, biological process: protein transport.